Racocetra persica is the source of this 413-nucleotide messenger RNA. The record is from the annotation of a GenBank genome assembly. Lineage: Eukaryota; Fungi; Glomeromycota; Glomeromycetes; Diversisporales; Gigasporaceae.
CAUCUCAAGUGGACCCAACAAAAGCAGCUGAAGCAGUAGCUUUACGAAUAUUGAAAGACGCAUUGAUUCCUAGUGAGAAUGCUAUUAGAGAAUUUACAGAUACCAUUAAAGAUAGAUCAAGUUCAGCCACUAAUGCACUUGAAAACAUUUCUAAUGGGAGUCCAACUAUAAGAAAUAGCAUAAGUAAUAGUAUGUGGAAUAAUUUGAAUAUUGUGAACAAAAGUCCACCAGUUAAUCCAUUCGCAUCAUAUGCAAAAACUAGAGAUGAAAUCAUUCAUAUGGCUACCCAGAACAGCCUCUUACCAUUUCUUCUUGGGUUUUUUACCAAACAUUUAGAAACUGAUACAAAAAGUUCAAAUACAUCUAACGUAAAUACGGAUAAUAUAAAUAUCGAUAGAGAGGAUUUUUUAUAA